AGGCGCGGUGUCCCAGUCAACAGGGAGAGGGUUUCAGUAGGCUGGUGUAAGAACCAGAGGGGGAAAGUCAGGAGUCUUUUGGGGGAGUGAUGGCCUCGACAGAGUGCUACAUUGUGCACGAGAUCUACAACGGGGAGAAUGCCCAGGACCAGUUUGAGUACGAGCUGGAGCAGGCCCUGGAGGCCCAGUACAAGUACAUCGUGAUCGAGCCCACUCGCAUCGGGGACGAGACGGCGCGCUGGGUCACGGUGGGGAACUGCCUGCACAAGACGGCAGUGCUGUCAGGGGCGGCGUGCCUGCUCACCCCGCUCUCCUUGCCGCUGGAGUACACGCGCUACGUGGCCCUGCCCGCCGGCGCCCUCAGCGUGGCUUGUGCCGCACUCUAUGGCAUCUCCUGGCAGUUCGACCCCUGCUGCAAGUACCAGGUGGAGUACGACAGCCACAAACUCUCCCGCCUCCCCCUCCACACACUCACCUCCUCCACGCCUGUGGUGCUGGUGAGGAAGGAUGACAUCCACAGAAAGAGACUCCACAACACGAUAGCGCUGGCUGCCCUGGCCUACUGUGUUAAGAAGAUCUACGAACUUUACAUUGUAUGAUUUCACUUU
Megalops cyprinoides (Indo-Pacific tarpon) is the source of this 608-nucleotide messenger RNA. Its product is annotated as transmembrane protein 11, mitochondrial-like. Gene Ontology annotation, biological process: inner mitochondrial membrane organization. Lineage: Eukaryota; Metazoa; Chordata; Actinopteri; Elopiformes; Megalopidae. Gene Ontology annotation, cellular component: mitochondrial inner membrane. The coding region runs from base 90 to 599 and encodes 169 amino acids. The transcript is spliced from 3 exons. The record is from RefSeq and is a predicted model, not a curated record.